Messenger RNA from Papilio polytes (common Mormon), 2393 nucleotides. Its product is annotated as ATP-dependent RNA helicase DDX54. NCBI's taxonomy places the organism in Eukaryota, Metazoa, Arthropoda, Insecta, Lepidoptera, Papilionidae. The transcript has 12 exons. Gene Ontology annotation, cellular component: nucleus. The record is from RefSeq and is a predicted model, not a curated record. The coding region runs from base 105 to 2360 and encodes 751 amino acids. Gene Ontology annotation, molecular function: RNA binding; RNA helicase activity; ATP binding.
AUGUCAAAACAUGUCUUGUUUUUGGUCUUAUUCUUGCACGUGUGAUUUGAUUGUUUAAUUUGUUUUUAAUAAUUUAAGUAAUGUGUAAAUAAAAUUAUUAUAAAAUGUUAAAACCAAAAGAUUUAAGUGAUAAUCUCCCUGGUUUCGAAGACGUUGAGAAAGAUGAAACGACUGAAACUGAAGUCCACGAAAAUAAAAAGAAAAAGAAGGGAUCCGGUGGUUUUCAGUCGAUGGGAUUGAGUUUUCCAGUUAUUAAGGGAAUAACUAAAAGAGGUUACAAGCUACCGACACCUAUACAACGAAAGACCAUACCCAUCGCUUUAGAAGGUAAAGAUGUUGUUGCCAUGGCCCGGACUGGUUCAGGCAAAACCGCUUGCUUUGUUCUACCUAUUUUGGAGAAGCUGUUAUCGCCUACUAACAAAGCUCAGCCAGGAAAGAAUCUACGAGCCUUAAUUUUAUCACCAACAAGAGAAUUGGCUUUACAGACUUUAAGGUUUGUGCGUGAACUGGGCAAGUUCACUGGAUUGACGUCUGCUGCCAUUCUCGGAGGAGAAUCAAUAGAGCAACAGUUCAGUGUGAUGUCGGGGAAAGCUCCGGAUAUUGUAGUGGCUACUCCCGGACGUUUCCUACAUAUCUGUAUUGAAAUGAGCUUGAAAUUGGACAAUAUUAAGGUAAUGGUAUUUGAUGAAGCUGAUAGACUAUUUGAGCUAGGUUUUGGUGAACAGCUGAGAGAGAUAGUUGCAAGAUUGCCUUCGAGUCGGCAAACACUCUUAUUCUCAGCUACAAUGCCUAAAAUGCUUGUCGAAUUUGCAAGAGCGGGGCUAACAGAUCCAGUGUUAAUCCGUUUGGAUGUGGAUUGGAAGCUACCAUCAACCUUGUGGCUGGCUUGGAUAUCUGUGAGAGCAGAAUUAAAGACAGCUGCACUGUUGUUACUUUUGGACCGUGUUCUAACACCUUCAACGCCGCAAGCGGUUGUUUUUGCCGCUACAAAACAUCAUGUGGAAUAUUUACAUCUGAUCCUACAAAAAGCGGGUAUAACCUCAACAUUUGCGUACUCAGGCCUCGAUCCCUCCGCACGUAAGAUUGCUUUGGGCAAGUUUACAAACAAAAAGUGCUCUGUGCUGUUGGUGACUGAUGUAGCGGCUAGAGGGUUAGAUUUGCCCGCAUUAGAUACAGUGAUAAACUACAACUUCCCCGCUAAACCUAAGCUGUUUGUACAUAGAGUUGGGCGGAGCGCGCGCGCGGGGCGAGCGGGGCGCGCCUUCUCGCUGGUGGCGGCGGAGGACAUCGCGCACCUGCUGGACCUGCAGCUGUUCCUGGGCGCGCAGCUGCUGGCGCCGGGCGCGCAGUGCGCCGCCAGCUGCCCCAGCGGCGUGUGGGGCGCCGCGCCCGCCGCGCUGCUCGAGCUCCGACACCAAGAUGUCCUCGCCUGGGAGAAGAAUUACUCGGAGAUUGAGGAGGCAGUGCGAGUGUGCUCUCGCGGCUGGCAGCAGUACGUGCGCUGGCGCGAGCCCGCCUCCGCCGACGGCAACAAGCGCGCCAAGGCCACGCCGUCGCCCCUCGCGCCGCACCCCUUCCUCCUGGACAGUCCUACCGCAGACGACGCCGCGCACAUGGUCCAAAACAUCAAGAAUUAUACACCUAAAGGGACGAUAUUAGAGCUAGGUGGUAAGAACGACUCGCCAAUGUUCCUCGCGAUGAAAGCAAAGCGACGUGUGCACGGCAACAAAGUACAGAAAGCUAGGGAAAAUAAAAACAAUCAGGUUGGUGAUGUUUUAGAAGACACAACUAAUAUGAAAUCGGCUAAGAUAUCUGAAAAUCAGCCGAAGAAGAAACGAAAAGAAGUUGUUCGGGAUGAAAACUAUAUACCACAUUUUGCUAGCGACCAACACACCGAAUCUGGCAUGGCGGUGAACUUCUCCGUGGGCGCUGCGGGCGCGGAGCUGGAGCUGGGCGCGGACAGCGGCGAGGCGGCGCGCAGCCAGCGCUCGCAGCUGCGCUGGGACCGCAAGCGCAAGAAGAUGGUGCACGUGGACCCCGACGGCGGUCGCAAGAUGAUCCGCACGGAGAGCGGCGGGCGCGUGCCGGCCUCCUUCCGCAGCGGCCGCUACGACCACUGGAAGAAGAGGAACGCGCACCACGACGAUGACGACGACACUGCGCAACACAACACCAUGAGACCAGCGUCCGAAUUCCGUCCUCACUGGGUGAAACACAACGAGCGCGUUGCCAAGAACAAGUCUGAGGCGAGUUCGCGAGAGUUCCGCAACAAACAGCAGAUAGUGAAGGAACGCAUGCGCAAGGAGAAGAUCAAACAGAAACUAAAACAUAAAAUGAAGAAUAAAAAGAAGAGGAAAUGAUAUAGUUCAAUAAAUAAAAAUGAUUAUGUUUUA